GUAAACGGAAGUAAGCUUUGAACAAGAACAAUUUUCACGUUAGCGUUUUUGUUAGAUUCAUUAACACAAUGAAACUCAAACUGUGACUCAUUUAACUGCACAGUAUCACAUACUUGUCCCAGGUAGUCUUUCAUUUGCGUUGGAGACAGGACUUGGCUUAUAGAUGUUAUCUAGGUAACGCAACCUAGCUUGUAACGUUAGCUGUUAACAAUGGCUAACUGUAUGGUUUUUCACACUCAAAUAGCCUCCAUCAUGGAGGUGCUAGCGAAUGCAGCCGUGGCAGAGAUCUGUAAACUCGUAGACGACGACUAUGCAGUGUUUCGUUUAGAAAUCUCUCAAAGCCAGAAAGAAAGCAGGGGAUUGCGGAGGAAACUACAGUUAAUAGAACUGAAGGUGGCACGGGAGCGCGCAGAGAGGACAACGCGAGAUCGCGUCCUCGCCAGUCGUCCCAGUAGUGUCAAGAUCCUCGACCGAUACAGAGGAAUGGCAAAAGGUGAAGGACAUCUCACUGGAGGUCACAGGAACUUUGUGAAGCCAGCGGGACACAAUACAUGGAGAGAUGACCAACCAAUCACUGUUGAUGAGGGGAGUGGAACCUCAACCCAGCAUGUUAUUGUGAUAGAGUCUGCAGAUGCAGAGGCUGCAGGUCCUGGAGUCAAGCAGGAGAGAUCUGAAGGAGAAGAGGACCCACGGCACAGCAGAGACAUUCAGACGGGAGCGGCUGAAUUGCCCCCUGUAGCUACAGAGAACCCCACCACCGCCCCAGCGCAGCCCAGGACCCAACGCAGCAUCACGGCGAUCAGUGGAACGCCGGAGGAGGAGGGUCCAGAAGUGGUGCUGGUGAAGGAGGAGGGAUAUGAGGAGGGUCUGGGGAACCCUGAGGGGACCAUGGUCAUGGAGGACAACCAGACUUCACCUCUUGAACCCACAGAGGAACCAUCUGAGCAGCACAGGACCACACACAGUCUCACUGAGUCAGUAGACAUGGAGGAUGGGAAGCCUGAUCUGCUGCUAGUCAAAGAGGAGACAAUAGAAGACGGACCAGAGAGUAUUGAUCUGCUGAGUGGACUAAAGAUGGGGGAGCAAAGUGGUUGGCUGGAAGCAAACAGAGGAGACUGGGAAGCCAUCUUGGAUUCCCAGACCCAGACGUGUGCAGCCAAGAGCCCGGGGGACAACAUCACUGAGCAGGCCAGGACGAGAGGUGACAUAAUGGAGCUGUCCGGGUGGCGAGUCUCAGAUGAUCCUGCAGGUGAAGGGUUACACGUGGUCUGUGGUUAAGGCCAGUUGGAUACAGCCAAAUUCUCUAAAACAACAUUGGAAGCGGCUUAUGGUAGAGAAAUGAACAUUCAGUUCUCUGGUAACAGCUCUGGUGUACAUUCCUGCACUCAGCAUGCCAAUUGUACGCUCUCCCUCAAAACUUGAGAUAUCUGUGGCUUUGUGUUGAGACAAAACUGCACAUUUUAGAGUGGCCUUUAUUGUCCCCAGCAAAAGGUGCACCUGUGUAAUGAUCAUGCUGUUUAAUCAGCUUCUUGAUAUGCUACACAUGUCAGGUGGAUUAUGUUGGCAAAUGAGGAAUGCUCACUGACAGGGAUUUAGACAAAUUUGUGCACAACAUUUAAGAAAAAUAAGCUUUUUGUGCGUAUGGAACAUUUCCGGGAUAUUUUAUUUCAGCACAUGAAACACGGGACCAACACUUUACAUUUUUUUUAAAUAUUUUUGUUCAGUAUAGUUUGUUGGUAGUUAAUUCUGUUGGUUUUGAAUGUUGUAGGGAACUGGAUGAGGUGAACUGAGGAAAGAAUUAGAAUGAUAAGGUGAUGGUUGGUGUGAUUGUGUCUGUAAAAAUGCUUCACUGAUGAAGUGACAACUAUGUCCCUUUAGGUUGAUGCUGGUGCUUUAUAGUGAGAUAAAGAUAGUGCCUUAGUUCAUGUUUACUUGACAUGAAGGUGUAUGUAAUGUUGAACUUUUCCAAAGUAUUCUAAAAAAUGAUUUAUGAAGUAGUGAAGCUGUGUGUAAGUCCCGUAUGUAAGUGUAUGACAGUUUCGUUGAAAUUAAAAACUAAAUCGACUGUGUGCUGACUGAUUUGUAAAAAAAAAUUAAAAAAUUAAAAAAAGUUUCUCAUCUCAGUCGAACCAAAACAUUAUAGUUCUUUCUUGAAUCAACACAUACAGUGCAUUCAGAAAGUAUUCAGACUUUUUCCACAUUUUGUUACGUUACAGCCGUAUUCUAAAAUUGAUUAAGUUGGUUUUUUCCUUUAUCAAUCUACACACAAUACCCCUAGUCAUAUUUGCACAUUUACAAAAAAUAUAUUCCAAAAAUGACCUUAUUUACAUAAGUAUUCAGACCCUUUGCUAUUAGUCUCGAAAUUGAGCUCAGGUGCAUCCUGUUUCCAUUGAUCAUCCUUGAGCUGUUUCUACAACUUGACUGGAGUCCACAUGUGGUAAAUUCAAUUGAUUGGACAUGAUUUGGAAAGGCACAUGCCUGUCUAUAUAAGGUCCCACAGUUGACAGUGCAUGUCAGUGCAAGAACCAAGCCAUGAGGUCGAAGGAAUUGUCCCCAAGAACACAGUGGCCUCUAUCAUUCUUAAAUGGAAGAAGUUUGGAACCACCAAGACUCUUCCUAGAGCUGGCCGCCUGGCCAAACUGAGAAAUCGGGGGAGAAGGGCCUUGGUCAGGGAGGUGACCAAGAACCCAAUGGUCACUCAGAGAGCUCCAGAGUUCAUCUGUGGAGAUGGGAGAACCUUCCAGAAGGACAGCUAUCUCUGCAGCACUCCACCAAUCAGGCCGUUACAGUAGUGGCUAGACGGAAGCCGCUCCUCAGUAAAAGGCACAUGACAGCCCGCUUGGCGUUUGCCAAAAGGCACCUAAAGGACUCUCAGCAAUGAGAAACAAGAUUCUCUGGUCUGAUGAAACCAAGAUUGAACUCUUUGGCCUGAAUGCCAAGUGUCAUGUCUUGCAGAAAUCUGACACCAUCCCUACGAUGAAGCAUGGUGGUGGCAACAUCAUGCGGUGGGAAUGCUUUUCAGUGGCAGGGACUGGGAGAGUAGUCAGGAUCGAGGGAAAGACGAAUGGAGCAAAGUACACAGAGCUCCUUGAUGAAAUCCUGCUCCAGAGCGCUCAGGACCUUAGACUGGGGCGAAGGUUCACCUUCCAACAUGACAAUGACACUAAGCACACAGCCAAGACAACGCAGGAGUUGCUUCGUCCACAUGUACGCCUGCCCCACCUGUCAGAAACGCUUCGCUGAAGCGUACUAUGUGAAGAGGAACCAGGCCGUUCACACCAAGGAGAAGCCCUUCAAGUGCAAAUUAUGUUACAAGAGCUUCUCCUUCCUGAUUAGUCUCUGAAUGUCCUUGAGUGACCCAGCCAGAGCCCGUACUUGAUCCCGAUUGAACAUAUCUGGAGAGACCUGAGAAUAGCUGUGCAACAACGCUCCCCAUCCAUUCUGACAGAGUGUGAGAGGAUCUGCAGAGAAGAAUGGGAGAAACUCCCAAAUAUAGGUGUGCCAAGCUUGAAGCAUCAUACCCAGGAAGACUCGAGGCUGUAAUCGCUGCCAAAGGUGCUUCAACUAAGUACUGAGUAAAGGGUUAUAUUUCAGUCAUGUUUUUUUAUAACUGUUUUUGCUUUGUCAUUAUGGGGUUUGUGUGAGAUUAAUGAGGAAGAAAAAAAAACGUCAUACAUUUUAGAAUAAGGCUGUAACGUAACAAAAUGUGGAAAAGGUUAAGGGGCCUGAAUACAUUCCAAAUGCACUGUAUAGAGCAUUGUUUUUAUAUAAUAAAUUGCAGUGCCGCCAUAGAGUUAGGUACUUGAAUCACAAUGUUAUAGAUUGGCUUGACUGUGGUUAACAUUUUAUAAUAUGCUUCUGUUUGUACAGCAAAGAGUUUCUCAUAUAAACCUUGA
Oncorhynchus masou masou (cherry salmon) is the source of this 3896-nucleotide messenger RNA. RefSeq lists its product as uncharacterized. The transcript has 7 exons. Bases 211 to 1278 code for a protein of 355 amino acids. Gene Ontology annotation, cellular component: nucleus. Gene Ontology annotation, molecular function: DNA-binding transcription factor activity, RNA polymerase II-specific. NCBI's taxonomy places the organism in Eukaryota, Metazoa, Chordata, Actinopteri, Salmoniformes, Salmonidae. Gene Ontology annotation, biological process: regulation of transcription by RNA polymerase II. The record is from RefSeq and is a predicted model, not a curated record.